Molecule: messenger RNA, 2444 nt
Organism: Mycotypha africana
Lineage: Eukaryota; Fungi; Mucoromycota; Mucoromycetes; Mucorales; Mycotyphaceae
Product: fork head domain-containing protein
Exons: 1
Coding region: 154-2337 (727 amino acids)
Biological process (GO): regulation of transcription by RNA polymerase II
Molecular function (GO): RNA polymerase II cis-regulatory region sequence-specific DNA binding; DNA-binding transcription factor activity, RNA polymerase II-specific; protein binding
Source: RefSeq, a predicted model, not a curated record
AUCCAUAGAUUCUUUUUGAAUUUUUGAUUUUUGUCAAUAACUCUCCACUCCUUUUAUUCGACCGUGUUUAAUUAUCGCCGUAUACUAUUCAGUCUUUAAACACUCAUCCUUUAUGCAACCCUUUCCCCGCACUUUUAAAUAGAUCCUUUGCUAAUGACUUCUUUCGACCCCGCAAUUUCAAAUGCUACAGCAACACAAUCUGACAGUACCAACAAUAACAGCAACAUUAACAAUGCAAAUGCCAUUUCGAAGCUUGUAGCAGAAGCAGUAGCACAAGCAACUGUACCUGAAACUACUAAUCCUAAUGCUGAUGUUGCUGGUACUUUUCAACAUCAGCAUCAACAUCCACAAGAUAAUGGACCGGUAGCUGCUUGUGUUGACUCCAGUCCGGUGCAAGCUUAUGCCAAAUUGGAAGGUGACGAUCUUUGUUACUACGUUCGUAGCCUUCAUAUAACCUUAGGAAGAAAGGUAUCUAAUCCUGAUAACGUCGAUAUACCGCUCGGAAAUACAAAAUCGGUUUCUAGGCAACAUGCGCGACUAUUUUAUAAUUUUAACACUCACCGCUUUGAACUGACAAUUUACGGUAAAAAUGGUGCUUUUGUGAACGAACAAUUCGUUGAGAGGGGAGUGACAGUACCUUUAGAGAACAAAACAAAAAUACAGAUAGGCGAGAUGGCCUUUCAAUUUCUAUUACCAAGGAUGACCAUCAGUAAAUCCAAUCCUACCAACAACGACUUACCGCCAACGAUUGAUAGCGAGGAUUUCAACUUUAUAUCGUCAACAUCAACAACGACGCCACAACAAUUAGAAAAACGGAGCAUGAAAAGGAUGAAUAUUGAAGAUCUCAUUGACCCAACUGUAGCUACAAUGAUGACAACCACGGCAAAUAAUUUAGAAGGGGACACAGCCACCGCCACUGCUGUUACCAAUAAGAAUGUAAAACCUCCCUAUUCCUAUGCUGCUUUGAUUGCUCAGGCUAUCACUUCUACGGCAGACAAGAAAAUGACAUUGAAUGGUAUCUACAACUUCAUAACGUCGCAUUAUCCCUACUACCAAAUCUCACAAAAUGGAUGGCAAAACUCAAUUCGACACAAUUUGUCUCUCAAUAAAGCAUUUGUUAAAGUGCCCAGAAGUCAUUCUGAACCUGGGAAGGGGGCAUUUUGGACUAUCGAUAAUAAUGUAGAGCCACAAUUCAUGAGUGUAAUUCAGAAGAAAAAUAAACGAACAAACACAGCAACCCCACAGUCUAGUCUCCCUGCAACAGAUAUCCUGACCACCGCAACAAAAAAGGAAGAAUUUGGGAACGCCAGAAAAAAGAUUAAAAAGGAACAUUAUUCUUCGACGCCAACGUCGACAGUCAAAACAGAUGCUUACUCUGUGAACCAUCCUAUGCCAGACAGAGCUGCUUCGAAAGCAGAAGAUGGAGAGCAUACGAAGUUAGAUGAAAAAAUACCCAAUGAAACUAUUACUGCUCCCAGAGCAGCAACGGCAAUAGCGGAUGGAGAAUUCGCAACGAUUGUUCAAAAUUCUACUUCAACACUUGUAACAUCCAUCGACCCGUCGAUCGUUGUAAAUAAUUCAAUAGUUCCUUUUGAGAGUACAAUACCGCUGUAUGAAAAGGAAAACGUUACACUUACCGAAGAGCAACAGUGUCGAUCAUCAGGUACACCGCCACCGACAGCAUCAUCCCCAUCAUCAAAACCACCGCUUCUUAAACCUCACCUACAGCCGAACCCAGAAGCCCAAGCAAAACUUCAAGAGCAAUUACAAAAUACUAUUCGUCAACAUCUUCUAGAUCCUAUCCGUUACCCUUUACCUGCAUCUGUAACGGAAGCAUUACCUCAAGCUAUGACUCAAUUACCUCCUCAAUUAGCCUCAGCGUUGAACAGCAUCCUGAAGAAGAAAGAUGGUGAAACAGAGGAAGAAAAGGAAAAAGGAGAUGUCAGCGACAAGGAUACAGAUCAAAACAAGGUACACAAUAGUGAGGAUGGAACAAAUGUUCAUACUCUUGUUCCAACAGGCGAAAAAACUGAUAUUACCAUCAACAACGAUGUUAACCCCUCAACUGUUACAAUUAUGCAGAGUGAGGACGAUAUUUCUUGCGGAAGCGAUACUAUCACUAAGAAUUCCGACGAGAAGCUCUCUAUGGCUAUAAGUAUGAAUAACCCUAAAAUUGAAGAGGAUGGCAAUGGAACAAUAACUAAACACGAAAUUGAUGGCAACUAUAGCGCCUCAGGCACUUUGUCAAAAGAUAUAGUUUUGUCCGAGUCUACGGCAACCAGUGCUACAGCUAGCUCAAAGCAUGAUACCGAUAAAAAGACUCCUCCUUCAAAUUAAAAUGACUUUACCCGCACAGCCAUUUACAGAUUAGCGUGUGUACGCCUUUAUUGUUUUUAUAUAUGAGUUCCUUUUUAUUCAAGCUUGAUAUCAAUAAAAAUUCCUAC